Messenger RNA from Xiphophorus couchianus (Monterrey platyfish), 2237 nucleotides. RefSeq names its product sperm flagellar protein 1-like. NCBI's taxonomy places the organism in Eukaryota, Metazoa, Chordata, Actinopteri, Cyprinodontiformes, Poeciliidae. The record is from RefSeq and is a predicted model, not a curated record. Gene Ontology annotation, cellular component: axoneme. Gene Ontology annotation, molecular function: microtubule binding. Bases 349 to 933 code for a protein of 194 amino acids. Gene Ontology annotation, biological process: regulation of cytoskeleton organization. The transcript has 9 exons.
UUUAAGAUGUUAAUUUCCAGGAUAUUACAUAUCAAAUGGGCGGAGAACUGAAGACGUUUCCUCUGAGCUUGGACGCUGACAAUGACAGAGUCCGUCCAACAGAGCAACAUGACACAUUCUGGCUAUUUUAUAUGGAUUUUCAUCUCCUCAUGUGGUAUAAUUGCCGGUAAUGUGAAGAAUCUGCCUCAUGUGAUAAAGUACCAAACAGCGACACCUCAGAGGUUGCAGGGCAUGCCUCUUCCAAACGAUGUUGCUGCUGCACACAAGAGGUUUUAUUGGGAAAAGUUUUGCUGUGACCUACAAUUCUGAUCAGGGUACCCAAGUUUCAACUUCCUCCAACCAUGAGUGAUGGUUGCGGAGAUUGUUAAGCAUUACUUCCCAAGGAUUGUUGACAUUCACAACUAUAUUACUUCCUGCAAUACGCAGCAGAAACUCAGCAACUGGAACCUUCUCAACAAGAAGGUGUUUUCCAAGCUGGACUUUUAUGUCUCAGAGGACAUGGUGGAGAAGAUUGUUUCAAGCACUCCUAGUGUGAUACUGCCAGUGCUGUUUUUCCUCAAGGAGAAGAUAGAGAAUAAACUGGCACAAGCAACAAGGACACAGCAUUACUCUCGGAGACAGGAGAAUCUGUUUUCAGAUGUAGAAAUUCAACAGGCCGAAGCAGGAAUUAUGGCUCAACUGGCAGAGAUGAAGAUUACUGAGCCAACACAGAAACCGCAGCAACAGAUGUUUUUCCCAGAGAUCAGCCGUUUAACUUUGCGGCAAGUCAUGCUGGAAAAAGAACUUCUGGUCCAGGAACUUCAGGAUAAUGUGAAGAUCCUUCAGGUGAAAGUGAGCAAGUUGGAGGAGCUCGUUCAAUUGAAGGACAAGCGCAUUGAACAUCUGACAAGUCUUCCAGAGGUGUACAAAACUAAACUAUUGCUACCUGGUUAAAAAGGAACUCCCAGUCACUAAAUUUUAUUUUUUCUGGAAUAUAUACUAAAGAUACUGAAGAUGAGGGAGUAUCAAUACGUUAUUAAUUUGUUUUAAAAUGUAAUUAAUAAAGAACAACUGCAUGACCAUCCUUUGUUUUAUUCUAUAUUAUUUUAAACACCUUUGGCUCUAAAUUUUGAUAAACUAUAUUUUGAAAAUAUACAAGUUAAUAGAUAUAUGCAAAAAUCAUUUGCCCUAAUAUAAAUUUCUUUAUUUUCAUUCCUUUUCUUCCCAUUACCAUUUAAAAAAACAUUCAGUAUGAGACAACCACAACCUUAGGAAAUCCAAAAUGAAGUUUCCAAAUAAUUAUGUAAUUUCUUAAAGAAAAAAAUAUCCAAAUAAUCUGACUAGUUGUCCUAAAAUUAAAAUACAAAAACGUUUUAUGUAAUUGGCAAUUAGUCAUAUUAUGUUGCUGCAGUCCCAUUAAUUCUGCAUUAUUGGGAGCUUUGGACAUGAAAGCUCAAUUCAAGGUCAGUUAGAAUAACUAUUUUCUCUGAAAGGUCCAAUUUCCAAAAGGUCUUGCCACAGCAUCUCCACCAGAUUUAAGUCUGAACUUUGACUAGGCAACUUCAAAUCCUACAUUUUGAUUUUGUCUGAAUGUUUUUGUGCCAUUCACACUAAGACUUUCUGAUCAGCUUUGGACCAUUGUGCAUACCACUGAUUUGCUUAAGCUAAAGGUCACAAACUGAUGGCUGGACAUUCUCCCUCAAGAUUUUCUGAUUGAAAGUAUCAUCUGUUCUUUUUCAUGGAAAUGUAGAUGUCUUUUGAGAAACUGAGUCAGGCCUUCCUGUUCUUCUUGGCCAGCAGUGGUUUUGGCCUUGGGAAUCUCCCAUAAAAGCCAUUUUUUCCAGUUUUUAUCUUAUCGUUAAAUUAUGCACACUGAGCUUGAGUCAGGCAAAUAAGGCCUUCAGUGCUUUAGAUGUAAUUAUGUGUUGUUUCGUGAGCUCCUGAUCAGUCUUCAGAAAGUUCACUACUCUCUAUGUUUUCUCCAUUUGUUUAUGGCGGUCCUUAUUAUGAAGACUCAAAGCAAUCUUUUCCAGAUUGAUAGAUGUGAAUGAUGUUGUGUCUCAUUUGAUCUUGAAUAUCUUUAUGACACAGUUGGAAAUCAGGUGUAGCAAUUUAUAACAGAAAUAUUGUGCAGUUAUUAGAAAAAGGCAAAUCAGACUCACAAUCUAAGGGAUGUGCAACUGAGUCGGAUCACUUUUUCAAAACUGUACAUUUUUAUGCAUGUUCAACAAUGCAAUUAAAAAAAUAUCUUCAUAUUA